Molecule: messenger RNA, 1220 nt
Organism: Theobroma umbraticum
Lineage: Eukaryota; Viridiplantae; Streptophyta; Magnoliopsida; Malvales; Malvaceae
Product: CLAVATA 3/ESR (CLE)-like protein
Source: RefSeq, a predicted model, not a curated record
GUAUUUGGGAGAGAAUUGUAACCUGUAAGGAUGCAACGACAGAUGGAGAGGGAGAGAGAGUAAUUGAUCUAAUAUUGGAAAAAAAUAGUAAAAGAAUAAAAAAGCAGAGGCGCACAACUGGACGUCCGAAAACAACUUUUUCUUCUAUUUUCCCCCACUCCUGUCCCAAUUUCCAUGAUAGUCCUAUGGAAGUUUUUCAACAUGGAAGCAUCAUGACUCUUCAUGACAGACUGCAUGCGUCAGUGAAUGAAUGCAUAAAACGCACCUGUUUUGAUGCAAACUAGCAACCAUUAGCGCCUGCCCAGAGGCAACUGUAAAGUUUAGCACAGGCAGCUCUAUCGACAAGCAUUUUGCAGCCAGCGUGAACCUCAUGCCGAUCACAAAAAAAAAAGUAGGUGACAGGAACUCCUUUCCACCUGAGCUGUUUUUCUUUUCAACAAGUGACAUGAAUCAAUAACAAAAGGCUGCUUGGCUUAACUGCUUCGCUAAGUCCUCAAAAGUCUUUUAGUGCACAAUGGAGGGAGUAAAAUUGCCCAGAUAAAGACAUACAGCAACUCAGGGAGCUGAAUAUACACUGGCGGGUCCCAACACCCGUGCCGACAGCAAGGCUCAAAGCACUCAAGAAAAAUUAAUUGCAUGUACUUGUAAAUAUAUAUCAUGGAUGUAAUGAUCACUGACAAAUGAUAGCACGGAAGAAGUCAAUCCACAAUAACGAGAAACACAGAUUUCUCAAUCUUAUCAAUCUAGCAUAUAAUGGCAUAGGAUUCCCAAGCACCUUUAACAAACAUUCCUGCAUCUAUUUUCAAGUUUGGCAAUGAUUACAGUAAAUGUAUCAGAUAAAAAUGCUCCCUCAUGCUUGUAAGAGCCUCCCCAACACCCCAAAGCAUGCAGCACAUGUUACCACCGCACAAGAUGAGAGGACAAGUUCUAAUCUAUCUUCUACUAGUAUGGCUCCUGCUUGCAGUUUCUCAGCUCCAGGAAUCCCAAAUCAAUGUUCAAGCUAUUGAAUCAGUUCACUUCAAGCUCAGACCUAGAAGCCCCAUGCCAAAGUCACGCACUAGAAAUGCAUUGCCUACCUGGGUUGAAACAAAGAAGAUUCAUAAAUCCCCAUCUGGACCCAACCCAGUAGGAAAUCACCGCCCACCGUCUAGGGAAUAAGUCAGUGGAUGCAACAGCCAGCAUAGGAAAUAGAAUGAGGGUAGCAUGAUCUGGUUUGAAUG